Messenger RNA from Penicillium subrubescens, 564 nucleotides. RefSeq names its product cupin domain-containing protein. The record is from RefSeq and is a predicted model, not a curated record. Lineage: Eukaryota; Fungi; Ascomycota; Eurotiomycetes; Eurotiales; Aspergillaceae. The coding region runs from base 1 to 564 and encodes 187 amino acids. The transcript has a single exon.
AUGUCCCCGUACAAGAAAAACGACCUCCCCUAUAUCCACCGCUACAUCACCACCCACAGUUCCGACGGCGAGGCAGUGUUUGUCUCCCAUGCUCAAAUCCCCGACUACAUGCCAUCACAGCCAGCCGGAGAAGAUGGGGAGAUCGCACUCCUAUACGCUACAACAAGUGUCCCCGCCAACAUCGAUGAUGAAGCUGAUAUCGCGAUGUAUGACGAGUUUCUCCACCAACCAACUGGGCUUACGACCGAGGAAGGAACUGCAUUCCGAAUGAUCGAUCUUCGACCUGGUAAAAUUACCCCGAUGCACCGUACAGUCAGCAUUGACUAUGGAGUUGUCGUGGAGGGUGAGGCCGACUUGAUACUUGACUCGGGGGCAAGUCGACAUCUUCGACGAGGCGACGUUAGUGUACAGCGCGGUACGGCACAUUCUUAUCGAAAUCGGAGCUCGUCAGAAUGGUGUCGAAUGCUAUUUGUAUUUUUGCCCAUGCAGAAGAUUACAAUUAAAGGGAAAGAAAUGGGUGAAGAGGUAUACAACGAGCAUUAUAAAAAGCCCGGGGAAGAUUGA